CCAAAGCGCCUUCCCCAGAGCCCUGUGGGGGCAGAAAGGCCGGCCGGCCCGUUUGGGUCGCCUGGGGACUGGCCGGGUCCUCGCCCUGUGCUCUGGGCUCUGGGACGGCGCUGGCGAGCUUGUCGCUCUGGCCGUCUCCUCCCUCUUCCCGCCGCGCCCCAUUUCUCUGCCUCCAGCGUCUUUCCAGGCGCCUCCUUCAGUGUCAGAGGUCGGAGAAAUGGCCUGGGGCAGCCACUGAGGAGACGCCGGAGCCGGAGCCGGAGCCGGAGCCGGAGCCAGGGCCGAGCGCCAGUUGGAACGGGACAACGGUUCCUGAGCUCUGCUGCCACCAGUGGAGGCUCCCCCGAGGCUGCGAUCUGCACCCGGGGAAGGAGCCGCCCCCUUUGUUGGCCUCAUAAAGUGGGGGGUGAAAGAAAGAAGCGCCCACUGGCUGCCGUCGUCGCCACGGAUUCUCACAACCCCGCUGGCAGGCGGGGCUAUUUUUGUCCCAGUUUGGCAGAUGAGGAAACUGAGGCAAACCCAAGGAGAGCGCCUUGCCCAGCACCUGAUGCGGGACUGGAACGCGGACCCUCCUGGCCACAGAAAGAGCAGCUCCCCGGGUCCCCUGGCAGUGGCGCGGGACCCAAGGCUGUCGUCCAGCCCGAGUCAGGCAGGCCUGGCAGCCCUCUAUGGCGACCCCCACGGGCGCCCUGUGACGUAUGUCUGUGGGAGGGUCGGUCGCUGCAUAACUUCCUUUGUGGGCUGCAGCUUGAGAGGAGCCGAGGAAGACCCACCGGCACGUGGGCUGGGCCGCCGCAGCUUCCCUUUGAAGAAGCGCCAGUGAACUUCGACCACUUCCAGAUCCUCCGAGCCAUCGGCAAGGGAAGCUUUGGAAAGGUCUGCAUCGUGCAGAAGCGCGACACCGAGAAGAUGUACGCCAUGAAGUACAUGAACAAGCAGCAGUGCGUGGAGCGGGACGAGGUCCGCAACGUGUUCCGGGAGCUGGAGAUCCUGCAGGACCUCGAGCACGUGUUCUUGGUGAACCUCUGGUACUCGUUCCAGGACGAGGAGGACAUGUUCAUGGUGGUGGACCUGCUCCUCGGCGGCGACCUCCGCUACCACCUGCAGCAGAACGUGCAGUUCACGGAGGAGACGGUCAGGCUGUACAUCUGCGAGAUGGCCCUUGCCCUGGACUACCUGCGCAGCCACCGCAUCAUCCACAGAGACGUGAAGCCGGACAACAUCCUUCUGGACGAACAAGGACAUGCUCAUUUGAGUGACUUUAACAUCGCCACAAUCAUCCGGGAUGGGGAACGAGCCACGGCGUUAGCAGGAACCAAGCCAUACAUGGCUCCAGAGAUCUUCCAUUCCUUUGUCAGCGGAGGGACAGGCUACUCCUUUGAAGUGGACUGGUGGUCAAUGGGCGUGAUGGCUUAUGAGCUGCUCCGUGGCUGGAGGCCCUACGACAUCCACUCGAGCAACCCGGUGGAGUCGCUGGUGCAGUUGUUCAGCACCGUGAGCGUCCAGUACGCGCCGGCCUGGUCCCAGGGGAUGGUCAGGCUGCUGAGAAAGCUCCUCACCGUGAGCCCCGAGCACCGCUUCUCCAGCCUGACGGACAUCCAGGCCUCCCCCUACCUGGCCGACAUCCUGUGGGACGAGCUGCGUCAGAAGAAGGUGGAGCCCGGCUUCGUCCCGAACAAGGGGCGCCUGCACUGCGACCCCACCUUUGAGCUGGAGGAGAUGAUCCUCGAAUCCAGGCCCCUGCACAAGAAGAAGAAGAGGCUAGCCAAGAACAAGUCGAGGGACAACAGCAAGGACAGCUCCCAGUCGGAAAACGACUACCUCCAAGAGUGUCUUGAGGCCAUCCAGCAAGACUUUGUGAUUUUUAACAGAGAAAAGUGAAGAACAACAAACACGGGGAUCACUCAGGGAUGCAUGGCUGAGUUAGGAGGUACAGGAAGCCUUUUGCAAAAGAAAAUCAAGAACAUGAAAAGAUCCAAAUAAAAGAGAAAAUAACUUGUGGAUGAAAUACAAAAUGUAAAAGUCUUAUGUCUAAAAAAUCUAAGAGAAAACAAACCGAUAACAGGCCCUUGAAUCAGGGCCCAAUUAAAUGUUCUAAGCAAUGAUGCAUUGACCCAGUCAGUAGUAGCCAGGACUACAGAACGUUUGCCACACCAUGAAAGACAGAAAAGAGACUAGAUUUCAGCAGCAAAUGGGAGCCAGGAUGGCAGUGAAAAGUAGGUGCUUGACAGAAUGUGGCUCAGAGGAAGUCCAGCCUCCGACCUAUGUCAAAACAGCCGCAACCUCGAACCCCAAACAAGUUCAAAUCCUCUUGACGUGGCUCAGAAUUACAUGAAUCCCACUGGGAUCUGGUCUCUUUGACCUUGUGCUCCAUAGGCACGAUGCAGGUGCUCUGUGCUUCUUUAGCACUGUACAGUGGCUCUUUUGUAUAUUCCCUUCUGGAAUCAGACAGAACCAUGAAGCAGUCCUAUAAUUUUCAAUAAUCAGUGGCAUCAUUUUUAUAGUCUAAAGCUUUGGGGUAUGCAUCAAUAUUAAAACAAAUAUAUUUACAACUUAUAUUACUGCAAAAUAAAAAAAUAAAGAAAAAUCUUCUCAAUACUGGUGACAUGCUUCAAAUACAAAAAGGAGAGAAAAAAUAAAAUUCAGAUACUAUAUUGCAUAUGCCAGGGAAAAAUCCAAGUUUUUAAAAAAGGUUUUAAAAAUCAAAAAUAUCUAGCUUAAAAUCAGUGACACACAGUGUCAGCCCUGUGUGAGUACAAAUGAUUUUCAGAAUAAAACAGUAACACAGUAGAUAAUGCACAUUCAAAUAAGUACCAAAGUUCCCCAAACUCACAAUAGCCCAGUUAAUGUCAGUAGCAAACAAACCCACUCUCAUAUUUCACACAAGUUGCUGUAUGACAUUAAAAAAACCCCCUAUGAACGGAUGGAUAUUUGUCACAGUUUUUAGAGAUGUGGCAAAUCCUUCAUCCUUGGCAAACAUUUUUAAACAAAGUAAAACAUAUUUGGGUCUAGAACAUCGUCAAGGAAUCUAGAUUGUUCCAGUAGAAGUAAAUUAAAAUGAAGAGUUUUGCAGGAGCUCUUUUUUCAGCUUCCUGAUUCAUAGAAACACCUUGGUAGAAACAUUUCUUUGUUUCUCUACCUUUAAUACAACAUUCUUUAUAAUAUAAACGUAAAACAUCAUCCAUUCAGAAACCACUAGUUAUGUAAAAUUAUUUCUAAAGACCCCUUAAAAUUACAAUUAAAUUCUUAGCUUAUUAAAUUCUCUAAAGGUUGUAUAUAGCUUUGAUGUAGUCCAUCCAUCAUCAUCUACGUGACAAUACACAAAGGCAACAUGUCAUCUUCGAUGGAUCUAGUGAAAAUGGUUUGGGCAAGAUAUUCAUGGGCGUACAAUGAUUUUGUUCUUCAGCAGAGGUAAAGGUACAAAUUAAAGAUCAAUAUAGGCAAAACACAGUAGCUUAAAAUGAUUCAGUAUAACAGAAAGAUGUUGAUUAAAUUAAAAUAGGUAAACUUAAAAAAAUUUAAGCCUUAAAGCAAUCAGUAAAUACAAUAGUAUAAACAAAGGUGCAGGCAGGCAGUGCAGUCAAAAUCCUUUUCACCAAUCCCAAUAGACUUGUUCACUAUUAUAGGGGGAAAAUAAACUCAAAAUAGUUAGCAAUAAGCUUCCAGGUCUCUUUUAAAGUUUCCUUCCCUCCCCCAGUAUUCAUUAUCCAUUUAGAUUUCGUUUGUCAGCACUCUGAAUUUUCUCAUAGAAGCACAGGGCAGACUCUCCACUCUGCAUUUUGAGAGCACUUAAGACUUUUAGAACUUUCUCAAAAUGUUUCAGGUUGGUUUGUAGCAUAAGCAGCCUGGCUUGUGGCAUAUUCUUGAGAAGGAAUAAAGUGCGAAAUCUCCACUGAAAAGAAAAAGUCCCAGAAUAAGAAUGAAGCAGAUCCACACUGCACUUUUGAGCUCUGCCAACUCAAACUGUUGCUUCAGAGUUUCAAGCAUGCUUUGCGAUAGCAUUUUUUCCCUGAAAGCUGCUGAAUGGGGUUUGUUUAAAGAGUAAACAGAAAGAAGCAACACUAGGGAAAACAAUAGUGUAUUUGCAUAUAGGAGAAAAAUGCUUCUCCUUGGUGUUUUGGGUCAAGAGAAAAAAGGAAAAAACAGGCUCCUUCCCCCAAACUGACUUGAAAUUCACUGAUUUGGAACUAACUUCCCUCCCUGUGAAAAACCUUUAGUAACAGCCUUCUAAGCUAGGAGUCCAGGAUCAGCUUUAAAAAAUCUGUGUGAAAGUUAGGUGUCGGGUUCUCUUCUCCACGCUGAAAAAUGGUCAUGGCAGGCUAGAAGCACACACGUGGAGUGUGGAAAGGGACUGGGGCGGGAAGAUUUUAAUACGUCACCCUCUGUGGGGAAAAAUGGCUGGGAUUGGCAGGCUCUUGUGGCAGGUCUGGUCUUGGUAAGAGGAGGCUCCAAGCUGGGUGGAGAGCAGUGAGGAAUGCUGGCUAGGCGGGUGUCAGGAGAAACAGUGGGCAGUGGCAGGUGGCAGGACGGCAGGAGCGCAGGCACACCCCGCCACUGGACCCUCGUGCUGGGCAGCGACCGGGCAAACUUACUAUCUUUACUGUAAGGCUGUCUGCUCAAAAAGUUUUGAGACUUCAUAAUACCUUUGUGGUAAGCCAAAAUGAGGGUUUUUAAAUUUAUAAUCAAUAACUAAACAUUGUAUUUUACAAAGUUUUAUUAAUAACUAAAACCAAAAAACUCCCCGACUUACCUCUGGCGCAGGUCCAAGAGAGGAAGAGGGAGGAGGUAGUGCCACUAAAUCAUGCAAAACGCAGGGAUGCAGGAAAAGGAAAGGGGGAUUGUGGGAAAUGUAGUCUCUAGGGUUUGAGAUUCUAAAUCAAUACAGGCCUCUGUCUCCGGCUUUGCUCUUCAGCAGUAGAGGAAGCUUCCUUCCCGGGCCGGGCCGCUCACCCCUCCGUAUUUC
Molecule: messenger RNA, 4963 nt
Organism: Monodelphis domestica (gray short-tailed opossum)
Lineage: Eukaryota; Metazoa; Chordata; Mammalia; Didelphimorphia; Didelphidae
Source: RefSeq, a predicted model, not a curated record